AUGCCGACCUUUUAUAAUCCCUUUGAAACCAAACAUCGACGACGCACCUCUCGUGCUCAAUUCAAAUUAUUGGAGACAUCUUUUUAUGAAAACACCAAACCCAAUGCAACAAUGCGACGAUGGUUAGCUCAGAAACUAGGGAUGACACCUCGUAGUGUACAAGUAUGGUUUCAAAAUCGACGAGCCAAAGCAAAA
Messenger RNA from Halteromyces radiatus, 195 nucleotides. RefSeq names its product Homeodomain-like protein. Gene Ontology annotation, molecular function: DNA-binding transcription factor activity, RNA polymerase II-specific; RNA polymerase II cis-regulatory region sequence-specific DNA binding. Gene Ontology annotation, biological process: regulation of transcription by RNA polymerase II; cell differentiation. The annotation marks the transcript as partial. The record is from RefSeq and is a predicted model, not a curated record. The transcript has a single exon. NCBI's taxonomy places the organism in Eukaryota, Fungi, Mucoromycota, Mucoromycetes, Mucorales, Cunninghamellaceae.